GUUCCGGCGGCGGCUGGUCGCCGGGCGUCCGAGGCGCCGGCCAUGUCGGGGAGCCGGCUGGAAACGGUGGGCAGCAUUUUCUCGCGGACUCGAGACCUUCUUCGGGCGGGGGUGUUGAAGAAGAAGCCCCUCUGGUUUGACGUCUAUGAGGCCUUCCCCCCGGCGAGGGAGCCCGUCUUCCGGAAGGUCCGAUUGCGGUAUGGCAAAGCCAAAGCCGACAUCCAGGACAUCUUCUACCGCGAGGACCUCAUUCGAGUGAAAUUUUAUUCAGCCUAUGGAUCUGGUCAAAAACCUUUUGAUCUGUUCGAUCAAAACUUCAAAUCUACUUGUCAAAGGUUUGUGGAGAAGUACACCGAGCUGCAGGACCGCGGAGAGACAGACGAGGAGAAGUUAUUUGUGGAGACGGGGAAGGCUUUAUUGGCCGAGGGUGUCAUUUUAAGACGAGUCGGGGAAGCGAGGCAUCAACAGGGAGGCGGCCGAGGUUCCUGGAAACCUGACCUCGCAGGCCUCAAACUCCAAACCAUAUUGGAAGAAGACCCGGCUGAGCAGGUUCCCCAGAAACAGCGCUCGGAGGCACCUGAAGAACAGAUGAAAGGUCUCUCACCUCCCUGAGGGACGUGUGCACCGGCUCGACACCGCAGCCGUGUCCACCCCGCAGUCACUACAUGAAUGCUGAGCUAUUUUUAACAGCUGAACUGUGUAAAUGUUUCUUACUCUCUAAGGCAUUGUGUUUGCCUUCUCUGAGUUCCCGUUUCUGGGUUGUCAUAAAAGCAGCUAUGUGAACUUUUAUGUUAGGAUGCUGUUAAAUAAAGAAUCCUCCAGCUGCUUA
Molecule: messenger RNA, 829 nt
Organism: Echinops telfairi (small Madagascar hedgehog)
Lineage: Eukaryota; Metazoa; Chordata; Mammalia; Afrosoricida; Tenrecidae
Gene: MRPS23
Product: mitochondrial ribosomal protein S23
Exons: 5
Coding region: 43-612 (189 amino acids)
Biological process (GO): translation
Cellular component (GO): ribosome; mitochondrion
Molecular function (GO): structural constituent of ribosome
Source: RefSeq, a predicted model, not a curated record